Molecule: messenger RNA, 398 nt
Organism: Actinia tenebrosa (Australian red waratah sea anemone)
Lineage: Eukaryota; Metazoa; Cnidaria; Anthozoa; Actiniaria; Actiniidae
Source: RefSeq, a predicted model, not a curated record
UUCAUACAGACCACGAAUUUUCCUGUAUUGAAAUCGAAGAUGAAGGCUUUGGUUUUUGGUGUCGUUUGCUGCCUCGUCGCUCUCAUGUUCACCCAAGCAGAGGGAAUAAAGCGUCGUACUGUUGGCUGUCCCCCACCAUCAAGACGCGUUUGUCCAGCGGGUGAAUCGAGCACUGAUGACUGCAGCAAGUACAAACCUUGUCCAGGGUGUUUUUUAUGCUGUCAACAUCCUUGUGCUAUGAGAUGCUACGAUCCGAUCACACAACACUUCUACCGCUAUCCACAGAUAGAUUUUUCCUAGAUAGCUGAAGCACUGAAAAAUAGGACUCAGGUCACUGGAAAAUAGAAUCGCCAACUUGGGAGUUCUCCAGAGCUCAUCACUGGGACCAUAAUCAUCAC